Molecule: messenger RNA, 8141 nt
Organism: Mytilus californianus (California mussel)
Lineage: Eukaryota; Metazoa; Mollusca; Bivalvia; Mytilida; Mytilidae
Exons: 13
Coding region: 669-2621 (650 amino acids)
Source: RefSeq, a predicted model, not a curated record
AGAAAAAAGAAAUUUUAAGAGUUAGAUAACUUGACUUGAUCAACUUCGAAAAAAAUUUAAAAAAAAUCGUACGAGAUUUAACGAGAGUGACGAAACUUUUUAGAUUGAUCAUGUAGAGAGAGUUAUCGUUCUUUAUUCCAAUUCGAUGCUUCUACCAUAAGUGCCAGCUAAAGCUGGCAUAUCAUUGAAAUAUUCCACAGAUAGUGACAUACUGAAUUAUGAAUGUUGCCUUUUUUUAAACAAUUUGCGGACAUAAUUUGUGACAUUUAUUACACUGAAAUAUCAUAUUGAAACUCUGAGUAUUGAAAACUUUCAACUAUGAAACACAAGGUAUACGUUUGACAGAAAUUUACUCAAUAAAUUGUGUAACCGUCAUCUGAAACAUAUUGAAAACCUAAUAGAGCUCAGAAAAAGAAAAACCACUUGUGAAGUUCUAGAUGUGAUCAAUGUACAUAACUUUUGAGAAACUGUCAAGGAGCAAGAGAACAGCCAUAAGGCAUAACAGCCUCGAUAACAUCAGACCGGAAACUUAACAUCGACCAGGUUCUUCUUGUCCACAAACAUGCUGGAUAUGUUUUGCCAGUUGGAAAACAAUUUGUGUAUACUAUAUGGUGCAGACAUGAAAGUUUUGUAUAUGAUAUGUUUAUAAGUCUUCAAAGAAAAGAUGUAUGAUAAUGGUAACCUCAGACUAUGUACAUAAUUUCACAACCACUUCAGUAUAUUCCAUAGUCAUUUUAUUUCUUUGGAUUAUCUCCCUUUCAUCAGCUGAAUACAAUUUGACAAAUGGUGAAACAGGAAAAUAUCGUUGGUUUGACACAGCAGCACAGAUCCAUAGAGUAUGUUGUUAUUGUCCUAUUGAAGCAGUGAGUUCUGACAAAUAUAAUGACGCUUUUCAAAGAUACGAUGAUAAAGAUGGUGAUUUUUGUAAUCCAUCAGAAGAUGAAAUAAUACAAACAGGAAAGUACCCUUUCUGUAUAUGUGAACACAAGAUGGGACUGAAGCCUGAGUUUAUAGGAUGUGUCCUGCCAAAUAAAAGUCAUGUUAGUCAUGUAGAAUGGACCUGUGACAAUGUAUUCACAUCCCUCAAUGUUAGUGUUUAUACAACAUGUAACCCUAGGUGUACUAAAGACAGUAUGGUUCUAGUUAAUCCUGGUGCUAAGUCAUAUAGGUGUGGAGAGAAAAAAACAUGGGACAACCAACCAAAAUUUGUUUACUGUCGAGACAAAAACGAAGAUGAUACAGAGAAUUGGGUAUAUAUGGUGAUUGGGAUUGUUCCCGCUUCAAUAAUUAUUGCAGUUAUAUUAAUAAUGAUUUGCAGGAAGAGGUUAUGGCAUCAUUGUUGUUUACAUGUGAAAAAAGAGAUCUGCAGUACUAGUUCUAGUGAAGACAGUUCUUCCAGUAGAAAGGAAAUUCUUGCAAUGUCAGUAGUAGAUUCUAAGGUUCCUGACUCAUCCUUUGGAAGCACCAAUGAUAAUAUGACAAUUGACACACAAUUAUCUAUUACUGAUGCAUGUUCAAUCAUUAUUGACACAAGUAUAAAGGCUGAUUGUGAAUACCAGGGAGGAGAAAAUGUAACUAAAAUCGCUGAAGAUGAGGAAAGAAAAUCUAAUUCUGAUCCUGAUGAAGAAAAUUAUCCUUUGGUAGUUAGGUCAAAGGAGGACCUUAUCAGAGAGGAAAACGUGCCACUAAUAAAGAAUGAUUAUGAUUCAAAGCCAGCACAGCCUUUACUUGUGAAAGUUAGUGGGUUGAGAGAGAGUUACAGAGAUGAUGGAAUUUAUUACAGUGUCAUAAGAGGUAAUGAGAUUAUAAUAGUAACUAAAAUAGUAGAAACAGAUUCAGACUUCAUUAUAGAUAGAGACUAUGAUGAACAUAAACUUAAUUAUUAUAAGAUAAUAUCAGCCAGCAAAAACAAUGAGGGUGUUUAUAAUUGGCAAUUAAAAGACAAUAGUAAACAAGGGAAACAAACAGGCAGCUUUAACAUUACAUUAUGUGAUAAGGAAAGACCAGAGCCAGUAGGUGAAAGCACUUUAUCUCUGCAAUACAACAGAUUAGGUACUGAUUCCAUGUUAACAGUUGAAGAAAAUUUAGUUGAAGUAGAUUGUCCAGGUAGCCCAUCUCUACCAGACGAAGCUGUAUGUGUUCGUGAGCGAAAUAGUCCCUUUUCCUCGAAUAAUUCUAAUGGUGCUAACAUUACAAGUUCAGAAAAAUGUGACGCUAUGCCUCAGAAUAAAAUAGGUUAUGUCGAAGAGUGUAAGAGUUGUAAUCUGACUUUAACAGAUGCUUUGCAUCAAUAUUGUUCAUCAAACUCUUUGAGAAAUAUAUGUCAAAUGUUGGACCCUACAACAAUUAGUGAAUCACAUUGCUGGAUUGGAUUUGUUAAAUUUUAUGGCCUAAUGGAGGGAUUCAGAAUUAAAAAUAUAGAGUAUCAUAAGAAAGGAAAUCCAGAAGAUGGUCACAUGCAGCAUAUUCUCCAGCAACUUCUACCUCCACUUGACUUUAGAGUAGGACAUCUUGUAUAUUAUUUCUCACAAAAAGAUUCACUUCGGGAAGAUGUGUUAUAUGAGAUAAAGAAGUUCCACAAUAAUUGUAAAUUCUGUGAUAUGUUAAGAAACUGCUCAUAGUCAAUCUAAUUGAAAUACAAUCAUGUGUACUCACUUCCGUUACAAGUAUCUGACAACACUCUGUUGUACUCUCAGUCGUACUAAUGAUGAGAAAGGCAGAAAUUUUCUUAGCUGACAUUUUAGGGUUUGAUAAGCAAAGCAUGGGUGAUGAAAAUCGUCAAACAUUUGUGUAUAACCUUCAGUAGCAAAUAUUAUAUGUCUAUCAAGGACAAGAAGUUUGAUAUUUGUUGAGCCUUGACAGGGUCAAAAAGCAAAUCUUAUAUGCUAUUUUCAACAGUGGCAGUGGGGGCGACGUUUACAAUGUAUUAGUGUGUGAUUUAGGUCAGUUUAAGGGGAACCACUAAUGGUAGGUCAAUGAUAUUUGGUAUGCAGUUGAAUUAACAAAGGCACAUCUCAUUUCGAUGGAGAUUAUUUGGCCUUGCUCCCUCAGUCAUGGUUAUUUACUUUGAAUGUUUUGCAUAGCUUACAUGUUCGAAUAUUGCUGUCUGUGUUCAAAAUAUGCAUAAUACUAUCAAAAUUACAAAAAUGCAAGACAUAUCUCAGUGUCAACAGUUUAUUUUACCUGCUAGUUCACUUAGUAUCUAUCUUUGCUCUGACUCCUAGAAGCUGUGGUGUGAAGCAUGAAUACAGGAUCUGUGUUUCAAUCAGAUUGACUGAUAGUUUGUCUAUGUUAUGUAUAUGUUAAAUGAGAUUGAUUUGGUGCCAUAUUGAAUAAUAUUUCAAGUUUUUAAUGAUGACUUAAAAAGAUGAUUUCACUCAAAACUACUAUAUGUAUAUGAUAUCAUCCUAAUUGUCAAAAUAACACAGAAAAUAGCUGUCUAGACUUGAGAAUUGAAAGGUAACUUUAUCCCAUUUAUACAAGGAGUUGACCUAAAUGGAUUUGUGCCAUUUAUAUUGUCCAUGUAAAGGGCUUUUACUAACAAGACAAAUUUAUUCAGAUAAAUCAUCAUAUAACAAUAUAAUACAAUUGAAAUAAAUAUUAAGGAUUCAUAAACUAGCAAAUUUGCUUUUACAAAUCUGUCUCCUAUUACACAAAUAAUUCACUUAUUGAACAAUACAUAAAUAUAAAUACUGGCAUGCUCUGUAAUAAAUAUAUAAAUAUGAAAAAGGUGGAAAAUACAAGAGAGAAAAAAAAAUAAGCAUGAAUAAACAUUAAUAGUUGUCUUUAUAAUUCAUAAAUGUAUAAUUUUACGGAGAGUGAAAAUCUCAUCUUCAAAAUACUGCUCAUUUACUAGCCUCCAAAGUGCAAAAAAAUUAAGGCCCUGCACAGCUACUCAACAUCUGUGCUAGUAGAUUUCUGUGUUUAGUUCUUGAGGUAAAAGGUUGAACUUUAAUUAAAAAAUAUUAGCAAACCAGAAAAAAUUGUAUAGGUAUGUUUUGACCUCACAAAACUUGAGGAUUUAAGGGGUUACAUAAAAAAAAUGCUUUUAUAAGUAAAUUUUUUGAGAAGAUUAAGGGGAGAUCAUUCAAAUCUUGAAAUAGAAAUUUAAAUCUUACAAAUUAACUUCUGCAAAGUAAAUAUAACUUACACCUUCAAGUAAAUAAACAUGAUUUGUAUAAGUAAUAUGAGGCAGGCAUUACCUGUGAAAGGGGACGAAGUUUGUAUGAAUUAUUUUUUUCGUAACUUCAAAAUCUGUUAAAAAAGAAACGGAAAUACCGUCACGUUUCUGAUUUUGGUUCUGUUGUUAGGGAUUUUACUUGUGACGUUAUUUAAGUUAUGACGUCAUGUUCAAUGUAAACAAAGAAACGCGAUCAUCAGGUAACGUUUAUUCAUAUUAAAGACAAAGAAUUAUUAAAAGUGAAAUUGGUAUUGUGUUCCUUGAGUUCCUAUAUUUUACUAGACUACUCAAGGUCUCAUGACAAUGAGACCGAAAGAAGGAAGUAGAUUUCUGCGCAAAUGCUGGAAUUAAAAAAAGCGACAAAAAAAAAAAAAGUUAAUGAUUUUGAGUUCAUUAGAACAAUGAAAAAUUUCAGGAAAUUUUCCCGAUUUAUUUUUAUUUUUUUUUAUUGAUUUUUCUACUGUAAUAGGGGACUUCGUCCCCUUAUUAUCGACUGUAUGAAGGGGAUAAACUGAACUUGCUAUUGGUCAAUUGUCUAGUCUUUUGUAUUAACUGAGUGGUAUUAACAUUUUACUGCAAUGACAUAACACUGCCAGUAUAUCAUAUGUAUAUUGUUAGAAGUAUAGCUGAUGUGAUAUUCAUAAACCUUUCUUUAUAAAAUCUCGAUACUGUAAAUUAAGAAAUAUUUGAGAUGUUAUCACUAUUGCAGGAAAGAUUCCCAAAAAUGAAAACUUGCAUUUUAAAAUUUAUAGCAAUUUUUGUAUGCCGCAUUUCCAGAAAUCGCAAUAAAUAAUCUCGCAAUUUUGUCCAUUGUUCAAGGAUCACAAUAAUAAAUGCUUGCAAAAAUUUCUGAAUUUACAGUGUAUGAAUAAUUUAACUAACACAUUUAAUCCACAAGUGCUAUAUGAGUUGAAGCUAAAUUGCAUUCACCUUUCUUUUAACUUUUUCUGGGAUAUGCUUAGCAUGAGAAUGGGUGCAACUUUUUGUUAAUUCAUUAUACACUAUAGGUGUAACACAAAAGUUGAGAACUAGAAUCAAAUGCUAUUAAUUAAUUAUUAGGAAUUUAGAAUUAUCCUUGCAUGCCUAAAGAUUUUUUAUAACAUCUUAUCUUUGACAAUUUUUUAUAAAAUAAUAUUAUAUGAAAAAAUAUAAUGAAUUUGAUAUUAAUGUAAUUUAAUUUUCUAAUUAGCCUGGACAUUUCUUUUUGCUUUUGUCUAUAUUACUAAGACUUUAGAAAAAUCAACAUGAUAUGAUUGCACAUGCUUGUCUGUCUAUUUAUAUUAAUGCAUUUGUAUUUUUGUUUAUAUCUGGUCAUAGGCCAUAUUCAUUCUUUAUAGGUCAUCUUUAUGGUUUAUUAGAUAACAUCUAAUCUUGAGACUAAAAUACACAUGAAAUGCUGAUACAUUAUAACAAGUCCAUGCAUUGUUAAUAAUUAUGUUGUUGUUGACUCUUUGUAAUUUGGAUAUAGGUUUUAGUCUAUGUUAUAAAUCAAAUAUGAGAAUUUUGAGAGUAGUAUGUAAUUCAUGUGUAAGACUUUUCAUGUUAAUAUAGAAAUUUAUGUAUUUUUAUCAUAUUUACAGCUGUAUUUUCUAAAAAACACAAUAUUUUUGUUUUUGAUUCAUUUUUUUUUCAACUUUGACACAUAAGGGGAGAUAACUCCGAGAGUAGGGGAGAUAACUCAGAUAAUGUAAUUUUUAUAAUAGAAAGUGUUUUGAAUUUCUAUUUUAAUAUGUAGCAAGAAAACAAGUCCAGUGACCCCAUUUUUUCUUUUUUCUUAUCUGAAAGCAUGUUUUAAUAGCUAUCUUCUCACAUUUCAUCUUAAAAUUUUAUGGUGUAGUAUUCUUUCUAUCACACAAAAUUGGAUUUUCCAUGCAUAAUUUAUACAAAAUCUGACAAUUUUGCAAAACCUGUAGCCUGGAAAAAAGUCUGGUGACCCAUACUUUUUAUUAUAUUCUGGAAAAAAGCAUGAUAAAAACUAAGUUUUGACAAAUUAUUAAAAUAUUCUAUGGAUUUUGAUUAUGACCCCCAAUCCACCUUAAUGCUCCUUUUAUGUGUUUUUUUGGUGUUAUUUGAGGAAUACUUUCUUAAUAAAAAUCAGCCAAAUAUAUAUCAAGACAGUUAAUUCCCUAAUUUUCUCAAACCUAAAGUUUUUUUUCUUAUUUAUUGGGAAUUUCUAUUUUAUGCUUAUACUAGUUAAAACUCAUUAGAAAAAUGUAAUGCUAAGAAUAAAGUAGAAGUUGAAUAAUCAAAAAGUCCAAUUUCAUUUGAAAAAGCUGCAGGUGAAAAUCAAAAUGUGUGUGAUAGAAUUUCGUAAAAAUAUUUUAGAGGAUAGUAAUUUACUUUUUAUAUAAAUUUUGAGUGCCUUAUAUAUAUAUUUAUAUGAAUGUGAUGUUGAUAUUAGUAUGUAUUUAAUGGAUAUAACGAUCAGCAGUUUUAUAUUGAUAUAUUGAUCUGAGAUCUCCUGCAGAAAUAUGUAUUUGUAAUGGAUGCAAUGGUAGAUAUGCCAUGAAAUUGAUAUAUUGUAUCUUAAGAUUUUUUACUGACAUUGCAAAUGUUAACAAAAUAUUUUUAUUUUACCUCAUAGGUCAGAACUUAUUUUUUGUUAUUUCAUUAAAUGUUUUAUAAAAUUGAGAAUGGAAAUGGGGAAUAUGUCAAAGAGACAACAACCCGACCAAAGAGCAGACAACAGCUGAAGGCCACCAAUGGGUCUUCAAUGCAGCGAGGAAUUUAUGCAUUUUCUGAUGCCAAAUUGUCAUAUAUGAGUCGGUAUUCUGAUUUUUGACUUGACAUAUGGGUAUUUUUUAAGACUGUUAGUGUUAUGAUUGCUGAUAUUUAAUAAUGUACUAAGGCUCACUUAAAUGUUUGUAAUUUACUCAGUGAACACUAUGAUGGAUAAGUUUUUUUUUUUAAAUUCUGCCAACUGUACAUUUUUUUUCAUUUACAUUUAAAAAAAAUAUAUACUAGGUGCUUAUUCAAACAAAUCUAGGUAACUAAUGGUUGGAGCUGGGGGUCAAAGACAAAGAAUUUCAUCACAACACAUGAAAUGAUUUUUUGUAUAUGUAUUUUGAUAAGGGUUUGGUUAACUGACUAACUUGUACUGUAAAUUCAGAAAUUAUUGUGUGCAUUUAUUAUUGCUAUAUUUGAAGAAUUAAAAAAAAAUGCGAAAUAAUUAUUGGGAAUUUAGGAAAAGCUUCAUAUAUAUAUAUGUAUCAUAUACCAUAAUGGCAGUUCUUAUUAUUGGGAUACUCAAGGAGUCGCAUUAUUCACAUUAAUAAAAACCUCGCAUUAAUUUCUGAAUUUACAGUACCUGGAUUUAUAUUCUGUUAACUGAAAAUGCUUGUUUGUAGGACAUAAAGACAUUGAAUUUAGACGGUGCUUUACUCCUUUGAUGCAGUUACAGACUAGUAACAAAUUUACAUUAUUGUUUAAAGAAUGUUUCCUUAAUCAGCAUCUUGAAAGUAGUAAAAUAGGAAUUUGAUUCAGAACAGAAACUGAAUAUAUGAAGUCCAUGUAUAUUUCUAUCAGGCACCCUCAAGUUUAGUUAAUUUCAUGCUCUUUCAAGUUAAAUCUUAAAAGAUAAGGUAACUAGUAUCUGAUUUAUUUGAAGAAAAAAAAGAAAGCUUAAUGUGUACCUACCGUUCUGACUGUGAUUGUACAUAUUGUGAGCUGUUUUAAAAUUUAAUCAGGAAAGACUGCUUUUAUAUUUGUUAUGAACAAAAAAAUCCUUUUAAAAGGUAUGCAUCAUGCAUGUGAUUAAUAUAUUUUGUUUGUUUGAAAUUUUUUAAUGUUUUAAGAUCUGAUAUUAUUAUAAAAAUUUGUUUAAGCUUUGUUUAAGUGUUUAAAGAGAGAAAUAUUUAUAAUUGUUGUUUACAAGUAGAUUUUUAUAUUGCUAUUUUGAAAAUUCUGAAUUUAGUAUAUCAUUAUUAGCAGCUCUUAGAAUUAAAUCAUAGUUAGAAAUAGA